Sander lucioperca (pikeperch) is the source of this 1024-nucleotide messenger RNA. Its product is annotated as replication protein A 32 kDa subunit-like. The coding region runs from base 188 to 937 and encodes 249 amino acids. Gene Ontology annotation, cellular component: nucleus; site of double-strand break; DNA replication factor A complex. Gene Ontology annotation, biological process: DNA replication; nucleotide-excision repair; double-strand break repair via homologous recombination. Gene Ontology annotation, molecular function: DNA binding. The record is from RefSeq and is a predicted model, not a curated record. NCBI's taxonomy places the organism in Eukaryota, Metazoa, Chordata, Actinopteri, Perciformes, Percidae. The transcript is spliced from 9 exons.
UGGGUAAUUGCUGUAAUUCCACACACCUGUUGGCCCAGCAUAAUGAAGCUGCUAGCACAGUUAGCUCUAUUCUCCCAGUGCUUCCAGCCUGACUGUUCGUGUACUGCCUUCUGACGGUCCGGAAGUCUCGAGGUUUUGCUCUAAAUACCUGUAGCUGCCAAUGUGACAAUAUUGAAGAUAUUUUGUCAUGUGGAACCAAGCUUGCAGUCAGCCCUCGGAUGGGAUGCCCAGCCACAAAGCAACUGUAAUGGAUUCCUUCUCCCUGAUGUUGCCACAGAGGACAACUCUUCUGAUUUUGCCAUGCACAGUGUCUCAGCUGCUGUCUGCCUCUCGGGGCAGCGACAGAACCUUUACAAUCUGCAACUGGGAACUCAACCAGGUGUCUGUAGUGGGCAUCAUCCGAGGAUCGGCUCCCUUUGUGACAAACAUCCAGUACUCUGUGGAUGACAUGACUGGUCCACCUUUAAAUGUGAAGCAGUGGGUUAACACAGAGGCCUGUGCUUCUCCUGGAACGUAUGUGAAGGUGACCGGAACCCUACGCAGUUUGGAUGGUCAAAGAUCAUUGUUGGCAAUGGACAUUCGUUGUAUCAAGGACCUCAAUGAGAUUACGUCCCACAUGUUGGAAGUAGUACGAGCACACAUGCAGCUUUUUGGAAAGGCAUUUGAUGUGAAUAUGAAUACCACUGUCGUCAGCCAUGGUGGCAAUGAACAUCCUAAAGGUGUCUUACCAAAUGGUUUGUCCACCAUCCAGGGUCAGGUGAUGCAUGUGAUCCGGAGGUUCUCUGUCAGCGAUAUUGGCAUCGGGUUCCAUGAACUGCAGUCCCAGCUGAACUACCUCAGCAUGGGAGACCUCAGAGCGUCCCUGACGUUUCUGAUAAAUGAAGGCCAUGUCUUCUCUACCAUUGAUGAGCAUCAUUUCAAGUCAACAGAACAUUAGCGGGCUAGCUGGAGGCAUCACAGUCCUGGAUCUGAUCAGGAUGUACCCACAUUUUUGGAGUGACAUACAUCUUUUUUUGGUUAAAUU